Molecule: messenger RNA, 255 nt
Organism: Peronospora matthiolae
Lineage: Eukaryota; Oomycota; Peronosporomycetes; Peronosporales; Peronosporaceae
Source: the annotation of a GenBank genome assembly
AUGAAUCACCGCUCUCACCAUCACUGCGCUAGCCACCGGCUUAGCGCGUCGCAUCCGCUGACGACUACCAGCCGGCUCUCCGGAGCACUUGCCGCACAGGAAGACCACCGCACCCAUUGCCGACACACUUGCUUCCGACCCGACCGUCAACAAUCCUCUUCUCCUGUGGAGGAUGCUGCUGCAGCUGCCAACACGGAGCAUGAUGUCGACGAUGACAGCAAGAAGGUCAAGGAGUGGUGGGGACGACCGGGAUAG